Molecule: messenger RNA, 2014 nt
Organism: Pelodiscus sinensis (Chinese soft-shelled turtle)
Lineage: Eukaryota; Metazoa; Chordata; Testudines; Trionychidae
Source: RefSeq, a predicted model, not a curated record
CUAAACGUAGCAAACUGUGAAAAGAUCAACUUUGACAGUUUGAAAGAUCUAGUCCUGGACUAUUGCACGGGUCUGCAAGAAAACACCUCAAAAAAGAUAGAGGUGCAACAGCCCUCGAUUGUAAGAAACAAAAAUCAGUGGCAAAUAGAGACAAAAACCCUUAAAAAACACAAAGGUGUUUAUAACAAGAGGGUCCUAGGAGAAGGGUUUAAAACCCGGCCCUUCGGCUUUUGAAAAAUGGAUACGAGGUGGAAACACCCCUUUUCUGCAAUUCUCGCAGGGCCUAGCAACUGUGGGAAAAGUUACUUUAUAAAAAACGUAUUGGAUAAUGCCAAACACACACUGUCUGUUAUGCCUGAGAAUACUGUGUGGUGUUACAGUUGUUGGCAACCUCUGUAUAAAGAACUGCUCUGUAAAUAUCCCUUUACUAAUUUUGUGGAGGGUCUGCCUAAUGCUUUUGACGAUGACCAUUUGUUUCCUACUAAUAAAGUGAAUCUGAUUAUCGUGGAUGAUCUGAUGAACUCUGCUUGUGAAAGCGAUGAAAUUGAGAAAGCCUUUACCAAGUACGUGCACCACAGGAAAUUGAGCAUUAUGUAUAUCGUUCAGAACGUAUUUUGUCAGGGGAAAAAGAGCCGUACGAUUAACCUAAACACUAAGUACAUGGUUCUGUUCAAAAACCCCAGGGAUAAACUGCAAAUCGCUACGCUUGCUCGGCAAAUUUACCCCGGCAAGGCUCAAUUCUUUCUAGAAGCUUUUGAGGAUGCUACCAAAAGACCUUAUGGCUACCUGGUGGUGGAUUUAAAUGCGUCCACGCCAGAAGCUUAUAGACUAAGAACUGGUCUUUUCCCUCCAGACUGGCCGGUGGCUUCUACUUUGAAAAGAACAACCGCCGGGUAUAAAAAGAGAUGAUUUAUCGGCAGACCCUUUUUAACAGCUGGGGGUUGCCGACCGAAAACAUGUCUAGCUGCGUGAAGAGAAACCUGGCUCUUUUAAAAUUACUUAGCAAAUCACCCCCGCAGCAAAGGAAGGCUAUACUGUGUUUGGCCUCUGACGAUUUAGUAGCGGCCAUCUCAGAACUAGCACUCAAUACCUUAAAAGGAAACGUGCCUUUGACGCAGAAUCAAGUGAGCGUGCUGAAAAAGAAACGCACGCUUAUAAAAACAUUGUCUAAUAAAAGGGUCUCGCUUAAAAGAAAGAAGCAUCUGGUGAAGCAGUCUGGGGGGUUUAUCGGCCCUUUGUUAAGUUUUGCUGUCCCUCUGAUAACGGGGCUUUUGAAUAACCGAUAAUGGAGUAUGCAGAAAAAAUGUACCUGGUGCCCAGUCAUCAGCUGGAGCAAUUAAGGGCUCCCCCUCCAGUGGAGGAAAAUAUCAGAACAACUGCAACUCGCUUACUGGAUGCUGAAAUGAAGUCUGUUCUUCAAAGGACUGACUUAGCCGAAUACGAAAAGGCUAAACUCUACAGCGCUGUGCUUCAGAGAUACCUAACGUACGUGAGGCAAAGUGAUGCAGAUAAAAGGAAAAUAAGUCUGUUUCUACCAGAACAGAGUGACACCGCCAAACCUCCAGAAACAGAAAACACCUCAGACUCUGUGGUUCAGGAGCUGUUGGAUAACGUGAAUAAGCGUUAUAAGAAAAACGCCUCAGUGUUGCUAAAUAAGCUGGGCCAGGAUAAAACUAUCGCUUCCUGGAAUGAUAAAGGUGCAUUUGUGUACAAAGGCUCGGUGGUUAAUGGUUCUAACAUGCUUGACUUAGUCAGAGCCGUCACCCAGACGCGUUCUGUCCCUAGCAGACAUGUACCUAAAGGGUGGGAAGUGUUUAUAAAUGCCAUGGCAGAACUAAACGCCCCAUCUUCCAUCAUGGGCAGUGCAGACAACAGAGUUCUUUGGGAACGCCUGAAGGCCUCAGCCACUGACACUGGGAUGGAUCGAGAAACACCGACUCCUGUUUUGCCUUCUAAAAACCGAAAAUUGGCUAAACUAUCUGACUGGCUCAGUGUGUGAAGUUUGUCAUGUUCU